Molecule: messenger RNA, 732 nt
Organism: Adineta steineri
Lineage: Eukaryota; Metazoa; Rotifera; Eurotatoria; Adinetida; Adinetidae
Source: the annotation of a GenBank genome assembly
AUGUAUCUUGGAAAACGAGAUCAGUUUAUUUCACUAUUUUGGAUCAACCGAAAAUGGGUGUUGCAAACUGAAAUUGAAUGUGAUGAUCUUAUAUAUUCAAUUCAUCCUUACAAUAAAUGUAAAUGGUAUGACUAUGGCAGACAAGACACGUUGUCUAAAUCCAUACGACUUAUUAUUGAUAACCCUUAUCUUGAAAAAUGGUAUAAACCAAUAUUUCUCAAUCAGUCUAUAAAUCAUGCAUUAACUGUAACACAAAUUGAUCAUUUGGAAAUUCGAACACAACUUACAAUUAUUAUAUUAAAUGAAAUUUUACAUAUGUUACCUGAAGUUAAUUCAUUAAAAAUUAGUUCUUUAUGCGCUUCACGAGUAGGAUAUUUAACGGAGGAAGAACUUGAUUUUUCUUCUUUUUUAUCAACUAAAACUCAAAUUAGAAAAAUUUAUCUUGAAAAUAUAACUACAAUGGAAGAAAUAUGUGUGCUGAAUUUAAUUUGUUCUUCUAUUAAUCAUCUUCAAAUUGACUGUAUUGAUUAUAUGCAUGCUGAUAUAUUAGUACGAAUUAUUUUAUCAGAAAUUCGAAUGAAACCUGAUCAUUCACUUCGAUUCUUAUGUCUUUGUGUUCCAUCAGCGAAUGAUCAUAUGGUUAAAGAAUUAGAAAAAUUGAUUGUUAUUCUUGAUCUUGUUGAUUUUAUGGUUGAACGUGUAAUGGAUAACAUUUAUUUGAAAUGGAAAUAA